AUGGUACUACAGUAUGAUGAGAGCGUUCGCAACCUGCUGUAUCGGAGAUCUUGCCAAUACACGCAGGGUGAGCGCUCUGGAGGCCACGUCGAGGAGGCCGCCGACCUCGUCGAGAAGCUCAGGCUUGCAGAGCUGAGGGGGGAUGCUAUCGCUGAAGCCAUCCGCUCGACAUGUCGGCAGGCGAGACGCGACCUGUUUGAAGACUCUCUGAGCGAAUGGAGCUCAGAGUCGAGAGCAUGGUUUACUCAACAGAUGGAGGAGGCCAAGAAGCAGAAUGUCGAGACAUACAUCGGCACCGAAGGCACCGAGGGGACCUCCUUCAUCUCCAUGACUCUCCUAGGGAUUUCCUCGAUGUUUGUUCGACAAGAAGAAAAGUUGAAAUCGAAGCUUAUGGAGCUAGGUCUCAUGGUAGACUCAGUCGAUGGAGUCGACAAGGCCAUCAUGUGGAAAGCACCUUACAGACCUGAGAUAGCACGAGCAGACGACAUCUCAGUCACCGUCUAA
Guillardia theta CCMP2712 is the source of this 504-nucleotide messenger RNA. RefSeq lists its product as hypothetical. The transcript is spliced from 2 exons. The record is from RefSeq and is a predicted model, not a curated record. The coding region runs from base 1 to 504 and encodes 167 amino acids. Lineage: Eukaryota; Cryptophyceae; Pyrenomonadales; Geminigeraceae.